Messenger RNA from Vanessa atalanta (red admiral), 1676 nucleotides. RefSeq names its product SOX domain-containing protein dichaete-like. The transcript has a single exon. Bases 116 to 847 code for a protein of 243 amino acids. Lineage: Eukaryota; Metazoa; Arthropoda; Insecta; Lepidoptera; Nymphalidae. The record is from RefSeq and is a predicted model, not a curated record. Gene Ontology annotation, molecular function: DNA-binding transcription factor activity, RNA polymerase II-specific; RNA polymerase II cis-regulatory region sequence-specific DNA binding. Gene Ontology annotation, biological process: regulation of DNA-templated transcription; cell differentiation; anatomical structure morphogenesis.
GCCCGACUUCGACGCGACACAAUCGCCUCCUCGUCUGUGCCCAUUCACCAUUGUGCCAUACAUUUAGCUAAUGUUCUAAUAGAACUUUGUGUUGAUUUACAAAUUCUAUAACGAAAUGUCUACUCUCAGUCAUCACCCGUACGCGUUUUCCAUGCACCCUGGCAUGCUGCCGGAGUACCCGAGCGCGCCGCAGCCGCUGCCGGCAUCCUCGCCUCAAUCGGAAGGACACAUCAAGCGGCCGAUGAACGCAUUCAUGGUUUGGUCAAGACUUCAGCGUCGUCAGAUUGCGAAAGACAACCCCAAGAUGCAUAAUUCGGAGAUAUCAAAACGUCUUGGAGCCGAAUGGAAGCUCUUGACUGAAAUGCAGAAGAGACCGUUUAUCGACGAAGCUAAGAGGCUUCGUGCAUUGCAUAUGAAGGAACAUCCGGACUACAAGUACAGACCACGCAGGAAGCCAAAGCCGCCCACACCAGGCUCUGCCCCAGGUGCUGGCGCUUUCCCAAGCUUCCCACUUCCUUACUUUGCUGGCCCAGCACCGUCAGUUGGCCAUUUGGAUGCUCUGUCAUAUCCUGCAGUACCUCCGUACUUCCCGCAUCAAUUGGACCAUUUACAGUUUUCAAAAUUAAUGGCGCCGACUGAAAAGUUACCGACGGCAUCGUCGGCUGCUGCUGUUGUGUCAUCGUUCUACUCAUCUCUGUACACGCAGCCUGCACCGCCGAAACCGUUCUCAUCACCGCUGUUUCAUCAAUACGGGGCAGCACCUUCCUCACCAGUGUCACCGCAGACUCCAACACAGCACAGCCCACACGACGACCAGCUAAGACGGCCUGUUUCCGUUAUAUAUUGAAGGCCAACUUGCCUUCCUUGAAGGACUCAAAUCUUUUAGGGUAUGGCAUCAGUGACAACGGUCUCAGUGUUUCGAGCACGGACGAUUAAAUUACAAAGACCUUAUUUAUUGUUGUCUAGAUUUACGCUUAGUUGAAAAUUGUAAAUCGAGUGUGUUUCAUAUCAAGUGGCUUGUAAAUAUGUUGAAAGUAAUACGAGCGAACUGAGUUGGCCGGUCUGAAGUUAGUCACGAUUUGUUGAGCAGAAAUCGUUUUCAAGCAGGCUGAAGUUGACAAGCAUAUUGCGUAACAAUUACAUAAAAAGUCGAUUAUCGUUAUUUUUUACUGUUUUACAUGCGCGAAUUCUCGCAAAGCCUGACUUCAGACCAGCCAACUUAGACUGCGCGUAUUGUAAUCGUAGACCCGUUAGUUGGGUAUCGGUUUUAAGUUUAUUGAACUGUGAUUUUUGUUUUCGACGCGCCUUCAGAUAUAUAAGUUUAGUAACGCUGUUUCGUUUCGUCAGUUAUGUGAAGUGAGAUCGGUACCAAAAAGAGAUUAUAGCAUGUAUCUACAUGUACACAAUUAGCUGUAGUUAAGGCUUGAUGGGGAUACAGAUUAUUUGAUUUCUCUCCAGUAUUAGUGUCUGUUAAGUUUGUGAAUCGUUAGUCACAGGAAUCUCUUCUUCGGUUAUUGUAAUUUAUUUAUUGCCAGUGUAGUUUUAACGGUGUAAUUGUAAAUUAGUUGACUAAAUUGUAAGCGGCUAGUGCAUACCAAUUGUAAAUAUUAGUUCGUAAUUCAAAAUCGAUGUCAUUACCAACGAUGUAUUAUAGAUUGAAAAAAAAAAAAGUGAAA